AUGCUCAAGACGGCCCCGUCGCCCACGCUCACUCCCUUCCCAUCGCACUUACGUCAAACGUUCCGUCGCCCACGAUCAGUCACUUUCGUCGCCCACGGUCACUCCAUCCCUUCGCCUACGCUCACUCCCAUUCCAUCGCCUUUGCGCAAUCCCUCCCGUCGCACACUACCUCCCGCAUCUCCGCCUCACCCAUCUCCGCCGCACCCAUCUCCGCCUCACCCAUCUCCGCCUCACCCAUCUCCGCCUCACCCCCUCCGCCCCAUCCAUCGCCGCCUCACCCUCUCCGCCUCACCCCAGCUCCGUCCGCACGCACUUUCGAUCGUCGCGCGCGACGACUGUCCUUCCGCCGCCCACGCUCUCCCCCUCCGGCCGCGUUCAAUCACUACCCUCCUGUCGCGACGGUCCCUUCUGAAGCACUUGCUCAAUCCCCUUGAGCGGAGAACAUUACUCACCCCCCUCGCUCGGCCACGCGAUUUCCCUCUCGUCGCCCACGCUCACUCCUCCCCGCCGCGCACGCUCUCCCCUCAUCCGAAACCCACGCUCACUUCCCUCCGUCGCCCACGCUCACCACCUGCCCCUCGUAUCCUCUCAUUCCCCUCCGUCGCCUAUGCUCCCUCCCCAUCCCUUCCCUCCCCAUCCCUUCCCUCCCCAUCCCUUCCCUCCCCAUCCCUUCCCUCCCCAUCCCUUCCCUCCCCAUCCCUUCCCUCCCCAUCCCUUCCCUCCCCAUCCCUUCCCUCCCCAUCCCUUCCCUCCCCAUCCCUUCCCUCCCCAUCCCUUCCCUCCCCAUCCCUUCCCUCCCCAUCCCUUCCCUCCCCAUCCCUUCCCUCCCCAUCCCUUCCCUCCCCAUCCCUUCCCUCCCCAUCCCUUCCCUCCCCAUCCCUUCCCUCCCCAUCCCUUCCCUCCCCAUCCCUUCCCUCCCCAUCCCUUCCCUCCCCAUCCCCGCCUCCCCAUCCGUUCCCUCAGUUGCUUGACCUCCCAGUCUCUCAUCUUACCAUACCUCAUCUCCCCAUCCCUCAUCUCCCCAUCCCUCAUCUCCCCAUCCCUCACCUCCCCAUCCCUCACCUCCCCAUCCGUCAUCUCCCCAUCCCUCAUCUCCCCAUCCCCCAUCUCCCCUUCCCUCCUCUCCCCAUCCCCCAUCUCCCCAUCCCUAAUCUCCCCAUCCCUCAUCUCCCCAUCCCGAAGCUCCCCAUCCCUCUUCUCCCCAUCCCCCAUCUCCCCUUCCCCAUCUCCCCAAUCUGCCCCACCCCAUUCCGCCCCACCCCUUUCCGCCAUGCCCUCUAA
This is a messenger RNA of Closterium sp. Yama58-4, 1281 nucleotides long. Lineage: Eukaryota; Viridiplantae; Streptophyta; Zygnematophyceae; Desmidiales; Closteriaceae. The record is from the annotation of a GenBank genome assembly.